GACUGGUGACAUCAGUCGUGAUGUGACACAUGACUCAUGACUGACAUGACUUGGUGCAUGUGAGUUCCCUUUCAUCCUUUCCUUUCUGUGUUUUUAUUUUUCAUUCCAAAUUCCAAAUAAAUUAAAUAACUCUUUUACUGGUAAAUUGGUUAUACAAAUUAAAACAGCUAAUAUAAAAAGGUGCCAAAAUAGUCGACAUAAUGUCGAAAAUAUACAAACAGCCUCCCCAUUGCAAGGGUAUCGAAGAUCAUCAAAAGUACCUGUCCAGAAUUACAAAAACUUUGUAUUAUGGUAAAUUGCCAAAAAAUGAAAUGCUAAGUUUGCCAGUAACAGAAUUGGCUGUAGAAAUAUUUUCUGAAGCACAAAGAGGCAAAUCCUUAAACCGGCUGCAACUUAACACUGCAGCCCGAAUAUCAAGAAAUGCUUGUGUAUCCCCUUGCUCUCUGGUUUUGGCUAUGCUAUACUUUGAAAGGCUGAAAAAGUGUAAUGUCGACUAUUUGGAAAGAACCAUGCCAGCGGAUCUAUUUUUGGUAUCAUUGAUGGUUUCCUCGAAGUUUCUCUUUGACGAUGGCGAAAUGGAUGAAGUAUUCAUAGAUGAAUGGGCUGCAUCAUCUGGUAUGACUUGCAAACAAUUAAGACAACUAGAAAAAGAUUUUCUCAAUGCCAUUGAUUGGAACGUUUAUGCUAAUGAAAUUACUUUUUGGAAAAAACUGAAUGAAAUGGAAAUACAGUUGGCUAUUAAGGAAGGGAAAGCUAGAGGUCAUUUUACCUACACAGAACUGCAAACUUUAGGAGAUGUAUUAGCUCGAGAUCUCCACAGUAUUGUCCAAUGUGUUGUGGCUGUAUCAAUUAUUUUAGCAGCUACAUAUACAGCAGCUUUAUUCACCAUUGUUGGCUCUGUAGCUCUAGUUAGUACUAUACCAGGAACUAGUUUAUAUCAAAGUAGAAUUGUUAGCUGUGAAAUUCCUCCAACUACAAAGAAUGUGGCAAUAGAAGAAAACGAUGUGAUUGUCCCUUCACCAUCUAAUCAGUCUAAAGUUAAUGUUUCUAAAUACCACAGCCUCAAUGCUCUCAAAGUGCUUAAAGCAAGCAUUUUGUUGGCUUCUAUCAAAACAGACAACCAGAAUUAUUCCGAAACGGCAGCAACUGUGAGACUUGAAACUAAUAAUUCAAUGUGCCAAUAUGUUAGUUGGGAUUGGUGGAAUAUACCAAUAAUGAAUUGGCUAACAGAAACAUCUGAUUAUAUAAAAUCCUUCGAGAUACCCGCAAUCGAGAAUUAUCUAUAUUUUAUUGAAAAUGCUGCUACAAAUGAAAAAAUUGUUUAUUUGGAAGAUCAUAUUCAUAAGGCGACAAAAACACGAAUUCAGGAUCAAAUGGAACGGUCUUGGCAUAUGGAAUGGACCGACACUAUAAAACACAGUUUGACUUAUUUCAAUAUUCUGCCUCAUUUGCACAACAUUAAACAUUAAUUGUUUCAAAACUAAUGUACUAUAAACCAACCCAGGUUCUUUGAAGUGCUUUAUCGAAUUUGAAAAUUAUAUUAAAUAAAAUAAAAUAUUCAGAUAUAGUCGACUUUACUCUAACAAAAAUUAUUAAACUUGUAUUUGCCUGAUGGAACAUCUCUCACACAAUUUUCUAAACGUGCUCCAUACAUGUGUCUAACCAACAUUUUAAAGGUAUGUAGCAGGUUCAAUCCUGCUUUUUCUUAUUGGAAUAAAGACGAUUAUUGAUGCGAUAAUAAUGAUAAUCAAAUGUUUUAUUUUUUC
Messenger RNA from Ceutorhynchus assimilis (cabbage seed weevil), 1766 nucleotides. The record is from the annotation of a GenBank genome assembly. NCBI's taxonomy places the organism in Eukaryota, Metazoa, Arthropoda, Insecta, Coleoptera, Curculionidae.